Molecule: messenger RNA, 5690 nt
Organism: Marmota monax (woodchuck)
Lineage: Eukaryota; Metazoa; Chordata; Mammalia; Rodentia; Sciuridae
Gene: CUNH2orf42
Product: chromosome unknown C2orf42 homolog
Exons: 10
Coding region: 3522-5246 (574 amino acids)
Cellular component (GO): nucleus
Source: RefSeq, a predicted model, not a curated record
GGUCCCGGGGGAUGUGCGUCUCGCGGCAGGCGGGCCCCGGAAGCGGGAGUUUCGCGUCCUGAAGGCCGCCUGCCAGACGUGUGCCCGAAGGAUGUCUUUUCCCUCCGAGGCAGUGGAGGGCUAAUGUGCCGUCUCCUCUCACUUGUGGUUUGACAGGAAAUCCAGCACAUUCCAGACUCAUGUUAGAUGCCCGCUGGCUGUGACAAUUUCGUUAAAUCUCAGCCAGUUUCAUCUCCAAGAUGGGCAAUUCUUCACAGGCUCGUGUGCGCAUUACAUGAGUAAAUGCAUAGAAAGGGCUUAUCCACACGGAGGGUACUCGUGUAGUUGUGUGUGUGUAAUUGGUGUGUGUGUUUACAUUCAUGAUCGUCAUUCAUUCUCUUCUAACCGUUUCACAAGCGUUAAAAAGCAUUCUGCAAACUAUAUAGUUGCACAGCCAGAUCGAACCAGGAUGAAAACCCACCACUUCAGGGAGCGGUCAGGGCUUAACUCUUCCAUCACCAGCCCCUUUACAUUCUCUUGCUAAGGAGACUGUUUUGUAAAUUUGCCAAAAAGAGACUACCUAGAGACCUUUCAUGUUUCAAAUACAGGGUCUUUACAAGUUAAGUGUUUGUAUAUGCUUUCAAUACAGAAUCUGUAAUAAGUGGUACUAGCACACAUUCAAAUUAAAAUAGUACAAAACAGUGAAAGGUAAGUCUUCUUUCCAGACCCACUGUUUCCCUAGUCACAAAUCACUUCUGUGGCAGUAAACGUUCAUACACAUAUAUACACCCCUAUUCUCUGUCCCCUUUAAAACCAAGAAUAGCAUGUUUAAGCAAAGUACUACGAUUUUUUUCAUUUCACAAUAUACGUUGAUAUUUGAACCAUAGUACCCAUACAUCUGUUCAGUUCUUGUUUUAUUUUGUUUUGCAGUAUGGGGAUCCAGAUCAGAAGUGUUCUACUUUUAAGUUACAUCCCCAGAUUUUUUUUUUCUCCCCUCUGUACUUGGGACUGAUCCCAGAGGUGCUUUAUCACUGAGCUACAUUUCCAGCCCUUUUUAUUUUUUUAUUUUGAGACGGUCUCACCAAGUUGCAGAACUGUCCUGAAACAGUCCUCCUGCCCCAGUCUCUUGAGUAGCUUGAGAUACAGGUCUGCACCAAACCUGGCUGUUGUCUGAUUCUUUUUAAUAGCAUAUUGUGUGAUUACACUAAAAUUUUCUUAUGUCAGUUCUCUAUUGAUGAGCUCUUAGACUGUUUCUAUAGUUCUGCAUUUAUGGACAGUUCUUCAGUGAGUAUCCCUUCAUAUACUUUUUUGCACAUGUGAGAAUACAUGCAAUAUCAUAAGUGGAAUUGUUAAGGCAAAGUAUGUAUAUGACAUUUAUUGUAUUUAUAUCUCUUCCAAGAGUUUUACAAUAACAGUAUAGAAUGUUUCUCCACAUUCUCAUGAAUACAGUGAUAAUUUUCUUCUUUUUUUUCCACUUUGCCAAAGUGUUAUCUUGGCUUUUUUGUGUUUGUGUGGGUUUUUUGCUGUUGUUAUCUUUUUUGUUUUUCACUUUGUGGUGCUGGGGAUUGAACCUAGAGCUUUGAGCAUGUGGAACAAAUACUUCCCCACAGAGCUGUACUUAGCCCUGUUACCUUGUUUUAAUUUGCCUCUUCCUUACUAUAAGGUUGAGUAUCUUCACAUAUUUAAAAUCACUUUUAAUUUUUCUUGUUCUCAACCUUCUUUUAAUGUCUUUUCUCCUUUUUUCUAGUGGAUUUCUUUUCCUUAUUUUUUUUAAUGUUUAUUUCUUAGUUUUAGGUGGACAUAAUGAUUUUUUUAAUAUUUAUUUUUUAGCUUUAGGUGGACACAAUAUCUUUAUUUUAUUUUUUUGUGGUGCUGAGGAUCGAACCCAGUGCUUCACGCAUGCCAGGCGAGCACGCUACUACUUGAGCCAUAUCCCCAGCCCCUGGACAUAAUAUCUUCAUUUUACAUUUAUGUGGUGCUGAGGAUCGAACCCAGUGCCUUAUUCAUGCUAAGCAAGCACUCUACCACUGAGUCACAACCCCAGCCCUUUCUUAUUGGUUUUUUAAAACUCAGGAAAUUAGACCUUUGGCAUUUGAAUUCCAAAUAUUUUUGUCUUUUUAAAAAUAAUAACAGCUUCAUUAAAAUAUUCAUAUAACAAAAUUUACCCUUUUAAAAGGUGUUACAAUUUAAAGGUUUUAGUAUAUCCACAAAGUUAUACAGCCUUUAAUCACUCCAGAAAGAAACCUCAUACCCAUUAGCAGUUACUGUCAAUUUCCCCUUUCUUCCAGCUGUGGCAGCCACCAAUAUGCUUUCUUUUAUUUUUAAUUUAUGUUUUGGGACUAGGGAUUGAACUCUGGGGCACUUAUCACUGAGUGACAUUUCCAGCCCUUUUUAUUUUGAGUCAGGGUCUCACUAAGUUGCUGAGGGUCUCACUAAAUAGAUGAGGGUGGUCUCAAGCUCAGGAUCCUCCUGCCUCAGCCUCCCAAGUCUGGGAUUAUUGGCAUGCACCACUGUGUUCAGUUUACUAAUUUGCUUUCGUCUCUAUAUACUUUGCUAUUCUGGAUAUUUUAUUUAAAUGGAAUCACAUAACAUGUGGUCUUUAGUGUCUGGCUUCUUUGAUAUAGCAUAAAUAUUCCAUAUGAUUACCUAAGCAUGAGAAAGGUGGCGUAACAUCAUUAUACAUUAGAGAUUUGUAAAUAAAACCAUGGUGAGAUACCAUUUUAGGUCCACUAAUCAAAUGGCCAUAAUGAAGAAGACCUUAACAAGCACUGGCCAUGGGUAGAAAAGUGGGAAUCCUUUUGGGUUGUUGGAGAAAAUGUAAAAUGGUACAGCCACGUUGUUAUCAACAGUUUGGCAGUAUCUUACAAUGUUUAUAUAUUUAUAGAAGAGAUAGAUAUGUUUAUUCUGAUUUGAACAUUAUACAGUGUUUACAUAUAUUGAGACAUUACAUGGUAUCCACAAAUAUGUACUCUGUGUGUGUGUGUGUGUGUUGCUGGGGAUUGGCACCACUAAGCUACAUCCCCAAGUUUUUUUUUUUUUUUUUUUUGUAACCUGGAGAUUGGACAAAAGGGUGCUUUAUCACUGAGCUAUACCCCCUGGGUUUUUGUUGUUGUUGUUGUUGUUAUUUGUUUGUUUAUAUUUUUGUUUUUGAGACAGUCUUGUUAAGUUGCUGAGGGUCUCACUAAAUUGCAGAGGCUAGCCUUGAACAUGUGAUCCUCCUUCCUCAGCCUCCUGAAUCACUGGGAUUACAGACCACCAAAAUCUCCACUUAGGGAAGUGGGAAUCUUUGACUGUGGAACAUUGGGCAGGAGCUUUGCGAUUGGCUGGUCAAGAAGGAGGAGGCAGAAUGUCUGCAUUGUUACACCAUAGAAUUCAAAAUUAAGAAGACUUUGUAUUAAGCGGUAUCAUUUACUCUACAAAUGAUCAUGCCUUUACCUGUCCUCUCUGAUCAUCACAAACUAACGAAACACACUUUAAGUCUUAUAAAUUCAGGUUACACUGUUUUUCAGAUGCCCUGGAAGCUAGUACAGGGCCUGUGAAAAAUGGAACCAAACUCUCUGAGGACUAAAGUCCCAGCUUUUUUGUCUGACUUGGGGAAGGCCACAUUGAGGGGAAUCAGAAAGUGUCCCCGCUGUGGCACAUACAAUGGAACCCGGGGCCUGAGCUGUAAGAACAAGACAUGUGGAACCAUAUUUCGCUAUGGUGCACGGAAGCAGCCUAGUGUUGAAGCUGUCAAAAUCAUCACAGGCUCUGAUCUGCAGGUCUACUCUGUACGGCAAAGAGACCGGGGUCCUGAUUACCGAUGCUUUGUGGAGCUUGGUGUUUCAGAGACGACAAUCCAGACAGUAGAUGGAACUAUCAUCACUCAGCUGAGCUCUGGACGGUGUUACGUCCCAUCCUGCCUGAAAGCUGCUACCCAAGGCGUUGUGGAAAACCAAUGCCAACACAUCAAACUGGCAGUGAAUUGCCAGGCAGAAGCUACCCCUCUGACCCUGAAGAGUUCAGUCUUGAAUGCCAUGCAGGCCUCCCCAGAAACCAAACAGACCAUUUGGCAGUUGGCCACAGAACCCACGGGUCCCCUGGUACAGAGGAUUACUAAAAACAUCUUGGUGGUGAAAUGCAAGGCAAGCCAGAAGCAUAGUUUGGGAUAUCUGCAUACAUCUUUUGUGCAGAAAAUCAGUGCCAAAAGCUUGCCUGAGCGCCGCUUCUUCUGCUCCUGUCAGACUCUGAAAUCGCACAAGUCAAGUUCUUCUAAGGAAGAGGCAGCCCAGAGAUGCAUUCAUUUCUUUGCUUGCAUCUGUGCCUUUGCCAGUGAUGAGACAUUGGCUCAGGAAUUCUCAGACUUCCUAAAUUUUGAUUCCAGCGGUCUAAAAGAGAUUAUUGUGCCCCAAAUAGGUUGCCAUUCAGAAUCAUCUGUAUCAGCUUGUGAGUCUACUGUCUCCAAGCCAAAGAAGAGGAAAAAGGAUGAAGUAUCUGGUGCACAGAUGAACAAUUCACUAAUGCCUCCAGAUGCAGUGAGCAGUAAUCUAAGGAAGAGUGGCCUGAAAAAACCCGUGGUUGCUUCUUCAUUAAAAAGGCAGGCAUGUGGCCAGCUGUUAGAUGAGGCACAAGUGACCCUAUCCUUCCAAGACUGGCUGGCCAGUGUGACAGAACGUAUUCAUCAAACCAUGCACUAUCAGUUUGAUGGCAAACCAGAGCCACUGGUGUUCCACAUUCCUCAGUCCUUUUUUGAUGCGCUGCAACAGAGAAUAUCAAUAGGAAGUGCAAAAAAACGUCUCCCCAACUCUACCACAGCUUUUGUUCGAAAAGAUGCCUUGCCACUGGGAACCUUUUCCAAGUACACCUGGCAUAUCACUAAUAUUCUACAAGUUAAGCAAAUCUUAGAUACCCCAGAGAUGCCCUUGGAAAUCACCCGUAGCUUUAUCCAGAACCGAGAUGGGACUUAUGAGCUGUUUAAAUGCCCCAAAGUGGAAGUGGAGUGCAUAGCAGAAACUUACGGUCGCAUAGAAAAGCAACCAGUGCUGCGACCCUUGGAACUAAAAACUUUCCUCAAAGUUGGAAACACUUCCCCAGAUCAAAAAGAGCCCACACCUUUCAUCAUCGAGUGGAUCCCAGACAUCCUUCCCCAAUCCAAGAUUGGCGAGCUGCGGAUCAAGUUUGAGUAUGGUCACCACCGGAACGGGCAUGUAGCAGACUACCAAGACCAACGGGCCCCUCUGGACCAGCCCUUGGAACUGGCCCCUUUGACCACUAUCACUUUCCCUUGAGGCAAAACAAGAGUUUUUUUGCUGCUAAAUUUGCACAUCCUCACCUUGACCACUUUAAAUACUAGUUUGGCACUUAGAUGGCCCCAUUCUUUAGUGAAACUGCUCUUAGCUAAGCAGGUUCUGCUGAAGAAAAACUCAUAAAUAGCCUUUUGGGUGCUGCUUUGUACUAUCUUCAUUAUAAGUUGGGCAGUUUAAAACUGGCUACAGUUUUAAAAGGAACAAAAAGAAAACCAACUCACUUUCCUUCUUAUAGAUUCACCCUUAGACUUUAUUUCAACCUUUUUCUAGUUCUCUAAGAAGUUAGCAGCACUCAGCCUUAUGCCAACAGUAUUAGAAAAUUAAUACCCCAGUUAGGGCAGAAGGUAAAGGACCAUCUUGGCAGAGUUCCAGCCGUGCUUUUUAUUCUGUUCCCAAAUAAAGCAAAGUGUCACUAGUUUUUCCAAA